GGGGCCUGAAAACUGAAGGCUCUGCCUCCCAUUCUACUUUUAAAUAGACUCUCUUUUUAAAGAGAGUCUAUUUAAUAAACUCUCUUUUUAUCUUCUUUUUUUGCACCUACAGUAAGUUAAACUACCAGUAGUUGUUUGAUAAAAGUGUCCACCCUAAAACCAUGGUUACAAUAAGACAUCUAGCUAGUUACAUUGUGUUUGAAGGUAAUACUGUAAUGUGUGUCCAGUUGACUGAGGUUUAACUGCAAGGGUCUGUGUACAUGACAUUGUAAUUGGGGUCUGACCAAGGAGGCCAAGGAGAUUUGUCCAGCUGUAAAGCACAUAAUUUACUUUAUUGUGGAAGUCAGAGCUAUGUAGUUUUCAGCUGUUUUGUUCCACACAUGAACCACAAUUCAUCUCUGUUGGUGACAAACUGAUGUGCAGUCUCCAAUGACCUAUGAUAUUGAAAAGGAAAAUUAAAAAUUCAGAUUCAGGAUAAACCGACUUCUAAAAGCAUAACUUUGUGCUGAAUAUGUGGAUACAAUCUAUGUGCAGUUUCCUGUGUUUAGUUCAACAAUUUCAAUGUCCGCAUAUUUUUACUAUAGACUUAAUGGCACAGAAGAGUGUAAAUACAGAUACUGUAGCCUUUUGACAGUUGACACUGCCUCUACUUUUUUCACAGUGUCAUUUACAUAUUGUCAUGCCAACUUCGAAAUAAACUGUAAAUGCAAACAUUAUAGCUGAGUAAGCUUACUCAUUUGCUUUUUUUGCAGUUGUGGCUUCAACCGUGUCCUGUAUUCUUUUCAGAUGAAAUUAUUUGUACAGCAACUCAGCAACAGGCAAAGGAUGAAGUGGUGGAUCUUAUUUUGUCUGGUGUCUUUUGUGUAUCAUGACAUGUUCUCUCAGAACUUUGUGUCAGCGAGCCCUGAUGCUGAGAAAUGUAUGAAUUAUACAUUCAACCUCUCAGGAACUGGAGGCUAUGAACAGACUAUCAAAGCCUUGGAGAACAUAGAAAAGACUCUUGAGAACAUAGACGUAAAUUCGACUAUAUCAAUAUCAUUUGGAAAUAUUGUGGCUCUCCUGUUUAUACCGACUGCUCCCUUCAAAAGCCUUACACUUUAUGCCAGUGACAGACAGGCAGGCUUGAAGGAUGUCCCCAAUACGACAGUCAGUGUUGAACUCCCGGAAAAACUGAAUAUUGGACCAACGAACAAGAUUGUGUUCGCCAACGUUAAGCUCCCUGAAACAAACAAGAGUGAUGCCGGAGCCUUAUUUGAAGUUUAUGAUAGAAGAAUGGUAAUCCUGAGUGUGAAGGGCCAGGAAAUAUCGGGACUUCAGCAACCUGUCAACAUCACCAUGAAAUUUAACAAGGACAUAAAUCAAACCCAGAGACCCUCCUGUCAUUUCUUAAAUUUUUCAACAAACAAUUUUAGUACAGAUGGCUGCUACACCAUUUGGACACAUGAUCAGGAUAAUAUCACAUGUUCCUGUAACCAUUUCACAUACUUCGGUGUGCUCAUGGCUUCUACUUCUGGGGGCGGUGCUGUUCUUUCAAAAAAAGACAUGGAAAUACUAUCAUACAUUACAAUGAUUGGCUGUAGCUUUUCUCUUGUUGCCCUGGUCAUCACCGUUUUACUUUUCAUCACAAACAGGACACUCAGAGAAGAUCUUUCUAUGAACAUCCACAUCAGUCUCGUCAUUGCCCUGAUACUCCUCAACCUGCACUUCCUGCCCAGUCAGGCAGUGGCAGAACACCCCUCCACUUGGCUCUGUUUCUACAUGGCUCUUGCCCUUCACUACUCCCUGUUGGCCACUUUCACCUGGAUGGCCUUGGAGGGGUUCCACCUCUACCUUCUCUUAGUCAAAAUCUUCAACAUUUCUGUCAGCAGAUACAUUCUCAAACUCAGUCUGGUGGGAUGGGGUGUUCCUGCAGUCAUUGUGUCAGUGGUGAUGAUCAUAGACAGACGCUUUUAUGGCCAUGUCCCUCUAGACAGGUCAAACCGUGAUGACACUAAAAUAUGCUAUAUAUCUAAUGAAAUAGUGAAGGCGGUCACUACUACUGGACUGUUCACCAUGGUGUUCCUCUUUAACAUGACCAUGUUUAUGGUGACAGUCAAGCGUGUUUUGAAUGUUGGGUAUAACAAAGAGUUUGGGCAGCUUCACCAAAAACAAGUCAGGAAAGCAAUUUGCGCCCUGCUGGGUGUCAGCACUCUGCUCGGGAUUACCUGGGGCCUGGUUUUCUUCUCGUUUGGUUACCUGACCACUGUUGCCCUCUACCUCUUCUGUGUUCUGAACUCACUGCAAGGGUUCUUCAUCUUCCUGUGGUUUGUGAAGUCACUGAGAAAGGGUAAAAGCUCAGCCUCUAAGAUAAGCAGUGAAGUAACUUCCCCCAACAGCAAGCUUAACAAAAACUAACAGCUUAAGAACUGUGUUAGUGGAAUUUUUGUCUGAUAUUAUCAUUUCUGCUUUAGGUUGUUCACAGCGACUGAUUUUAAAUAUUUAAAUGAAUGUAAUAUUUGUGAAAUUUUUAAAGGGACUGUUUAAAUGUUAUGUUUGAUGCUUUGUUAUUAUAACAGACUAUACAUGCAGUGUAAAAUAGGGCACUUCUGGGAGUGAAAGUUGGGAGAAUAAUUCCUGUAGAAAAUGCUGAUGCAUCCUCAUUCAUUUUCUGCUUGAUCCAACUGCCACUGGUUUCAGUAACCUGAGUAAUUUUGAUAUUGUCAUGCAGAUUACACCACCACUGUUGUGUUUUGCUGUAUACUUAUAUCCUAUUUCAUAUGAUAUUUGAAAUAUCUUCUUAUCUUCUUACCUAUAUCUUCUUGUCACAUGUAUAAGAUAAAAUAUAUGAAUCCUUUCAAUAAAAUCUUGUAUAUUUGAACAUGUAUUUGCAUACAUUGUGAGUUUAGCAGAGUGUGAAUGUCAACAUAAACAAUAAAAUCUAGAAAUUUUAGUCUUUUGCUGUUUUUUCAUCAUAAUAUAUUUGUAUGUGAUUGUUCUCCUGCUGACAGACAUGAUUUACAUUUCACUA
This is a messenger RNA of Oreochromis niloticus (Nile tilapia), 3007 nucleotides long. RefSeq names its product adhesion G-protein coupled receptor G2. The transcript is spliced from 14 exons. The coding region runs from base 787 to 2394 and encodes 535 amino acids. Gene Ontology annotation, molecular function: G protein-coupled receptor activity. NCBI's taxonomy places the organism in Eukaryota, Metazoa, Chordata, Actinopteri, Cichliformes, Cichlidae. Gene Ontology annotation, cellular component: plasma membrane. The record is from RefSeq and is a predicted model, not a curated record. Gene Ontology annotation, biological process: adenylate cyclase-activating G protein-coupled receptor signaling pathway; cell surface receptor signaling pathway.